GCUUAAAACUCAUAUGUCGUUGCUGAAUGAAAUAGAUAAAUUAAAAGUUAGCUCAAAUAUAGAUAAAUUUUCUAAUAAACUAAAUUUGAUUGAUAAGUCAAAUGAUAGUUGUUGGUCUUCAAAUAAUGGUAAAAAUCAAUUUAUUCUUAUAAAAUUGAAGAAUUUUUUUAAACUAAAGCAAUUCAAUUUGACAUUUCAAGGUGGAUUCUCUGGUAAAUUAUGUCAGAUUCUUUUAUAUAAAGAUGAUGAUUUUGUUUAUCAACAGCCUUUUUACCCUCAAGACAACAAUAAGUUACAGUCCUUUUAUUUACAAGAAAUUUUUGAAGUUAACAAGAUCAAACUUUUAUUCAACGAUUCUACUGAUUUUUUCGGAAGAAUUACUAUUUAUAAUUUAGAUUUAAUUAGGUCGGAUUAAUUCAUUUUCAUCUUCUGCUUUUUUUCUUUAUAUUUUGUCAUCUUACAUACCCCAAAUGAAAUGAUGUAAUUCUCCACCUUUGGCUACUUAACACAGAGGGCUCCAUCCCUUCUUAUUCUUAAUCAUUCAUCAAACAAAAUGCAAACACCAAACGGCAGCGUUGAUGUUCCAAAUCCAUCUAUCCCUUCAUCGGUACAACUUAGAUUAAAGAAUAUGCCGCCUAGAUCACGUAGUUACAUGGCAGAACCAAACAAGAUUGACGCAAAAUACGUUAACCCUGAAUCCCCUCCAUUCCCAGCUUUUAGAGGUUAUCACACUUUCUCUUUUGCUAAUGAUGUUAUGGGUCGUCGUUUACCUACAAUCCUUGGUAAAGCUAUAGAGGACACUAUAAUCACUUUAAAUCAGUUGUCAUCUGAGGAUGAAAUACUUGACUUACUAGCAUGCAUUGAAAGAAUGGAUAUUCUCAUGGAUGACCUCAAAGGGAACAAAAAACUCACACCUAUCCCAGAUGAUGGUGCUGGUGAUAUUGCUAUCUGGAACAAAGAAAUAGCCAAGUACUUUCAAGGAAAGGAUUUCAUGAGUGCACCAUGGAUUUUUGCAGAGGCUUACAAAUAUCGUCGUUUGCAUUCUUGCUUUUCAGUUUCAAGAUACUUCCAAGAUUAUGAUGUCUUCUUCCGCCAAAAGUGUGACACUUUCGCACGUUCAGGACAUGCUGUAUUUGAAUUGGCUACUCGUUUCGCUGAACCAUUUGACAUUCCAAAUGAUGACGCAAAGAAGUUAAUCUUCUAUGAAUUAUUCCAAGUAUGUUUAUGGGGUAAUUCAACUGAUCUUUCACUUCUGAUUGAUAUGUCAGAAGAAGAUAUCAAGAACUUACAGUCAACUGGUGGUGAUCAGUUAGCUGCUACGCAAAAGAACAUUCUUGGUAAUGACAUUGAUAAAGUUUGGAACCAAUUGAAAAACAGCAAAAACGGUAGAAUAGACUUCGUACUUGAUAACGCUGGUUUCGAAUUAUUUACUGAUUUAGUUUUAGCUGAUUUCUUGAUUCAGUCGGGAUUAGCAAAUCAAGUCAAAUUCCACGGAAAGAGGUUCUCUUGGUUCGUUUCUGAUGUUACUAAGAAAGACUGGGAGUGGUUAAUUAACUCCGCAUGUUAUGGUAGAUUAUUUAAAGGUUCACCAGAAGAACUGAAUGCGUUGCGUGCAUUAGGUCAACGUUGGAAGCGUUAUGAACAAGAAGGUAAAUUGAUCUAUGAGCAGCAUCCUUUCUGGAUAUCAGGUUACACAUUUUUCCACUUACUUGAGGUUAGCCCAGAUCUCUUCUUAGAUCUUCAUCAAUCAAAACUGGUAUUCUUUAAGGGUGAUCUCAAUCAUCGUAAAUUAACUUAUGAUUGUCGCGCACCACCAACAACACCAUUUUCUGAAGCUAUUGGUACUUUAGCUUCUGCUCCAGGUGCACCACCUGUUUGUUCGAUGCGCACGAUUAAAUCGGAUGUCGUUGUUGGUUUACCAAAAGGUGUAGCUGAGAAAUUAGAUCAAGAAGAAAAGGAUUGGAGAUUAUCGGGUCGUUAUUCUGUUAUUCUCAUGUCCGACGGAAGACCAGAAGAAGAUGUAGACUUUGAUUAUAGCCCAUAAUAAAUGAAAUAAGAAGUUUUCCGAUUUGUAAAAUUAUAUUCAUGAACGCAGAUAU
Molecule: messenger RNA, 2099 nt
Organism: Wallemia mellicola CBS 633.66
Lineage: Eukaryota; Fungi; Basidiomycota; Wallemiomycetes; Wallemiales; Wallemiaceae
Product: DUF89-domain-containing protein
Exons: 4
Coding region: 554-2044 (496 amino acids)
Biological process (GO): DNA damage response
Cellular component (GO): cytoplasm; nucleus
Molecular function (GO): phosphatase activity
Source: RefSeq, a predicted model, not a curated record